AGAGAGGGAAGAACUCUUCUGAUUGAACUUCUAGAGAAAUCAGGAAGAAGACUUCAAAAAAAAUGAUAUGAUGUCUCCCAGUGGAGACAGGGCACGAGGUGCAGGGAGGAAGUGGCCUAAGCCAGGACGAUGAGGAUGCAAUGUUGAAGAAUAAGUGGGAGAAGAGAAGUAACCGGCACUAUGGAAAAAACCAAAACAAAGCAAGGAGAGAAUGAACAUAUGCCGGUGAAUAAUCCUUCCACGCAGAUUUACCAGUUGCAGGCCCUAGCCUCUGAACUCAAAACUGGUUUCACAGAAGCAAUGCAAGAACUGUCAAGAAUUCAACAUGGAGAAUAUGCUUUGGAAGAAAAGGUUAAGAGCUGCAGAUGUUCCAUGGAAGAAAAAGUUACUGAGAUGAAGAAUUCAUUAAACUAUUUCAAGGAAGAGCUGAGCAAUGCCAUGUCAAUGAUCCAAGCCAUCACUUCCAAACAAGAAGAAAUGCAACAGAAAAUCGAACAGCUUCAACAGGAGAAGCGAAGAGAAUCUCGAAAAGUUAAAGCCAAGAAAACUCAGAAAGAAGAACACAGCUCACAGGCCGGGCCUGCACAAGCACAAGGAAGUCCUUUUCGUUCAAUCAAUAUCCCUGAGCCUGUUCUUCCAAGCGAAGACUUUACCAACCUUUUGCCUUCUCAGGCCUAUGAAAAAGGACAUGAACGGCCGGGCGCGGUGGCUCACACCUGUAAUCCCAGCACUUUGGGAGGCCGAGGCGGGUGGAUCACGAGGUCAAGAGAUCGAGACCAUCCUGGUCAACAAGGCCAAGAUUCCAGAUCUGUUCAUGUAGGAGACAGUAAUGUGAAGGCAAUGAUGGGUCCUGGAGUGAACCCAACAACUCCAGAAGCAGAAGAAAACCUCAAGUCUUGCCUCUCGGCUGAGAUCCAGCCCAAAGGCCAUCUCCCAUCUGGCAUGUGGAGGCAGCCUAAGGAUGGUAAAGAAUGGGGUGAAGAAUACGUCACCAAAGACCACCCGGAUAAACUCAAGGAGGCCAGCCAGGGUAGACACAGCUCCUUGGAAAACGUUUUAUGUGAAACCUCCUUAGCUGCUAAAAGACAGACUGUGGCCCUGGAAUUGCUUGAAUCUGAAAGAAAAUAUGUCAUUAACAUCUCUCUGAUCUUGAAGAUAAAAGCCACAUUCCAGGGGUCUGAUGGAAAGAGGAAUUCCAAAGAGAGAAGCCUCUUCCCUGGCUCUUUACGGUACCUUGUCCAGCAGCACCUGGAUCUGCUUCACGCACUGCAGGAAAGGGUCCUGAAGUGGCCACGCCAAGGCGUCCUUGGAGAUUUAUUCCUUAAGUUAACAAAUGAUGAGAAUAAUUUCUUGGAUUAUUACGUUGCCUACCUGAGGGACCUGCCUGAGUGCAUCUCAUUGGUUCAUGUUGUAGUCCUGAAAGAGGGUGAUGAAGAGAUUAAAUCUGACAUCUACACGUUGUUUUUCCACAUAGUCCAGCGCAUCCCGGAAUAUCUGAUACAUCUGCAGAAUGUCCUGAAGUUCACAGAGCAGGAGCACCCUGACUAUUAUCUACUCCUGGUGUGCGUCCAGCGCCUCCGAGUAUUUAUCUCACACUACACCCUGCUGUUUCAAUGCAAUGAAGAUUUGCUUAUUCAGAAACGGAAAAAGCUCAAGAAGUCAUCCAUGGCGAAGCUGUACAAAGGGCUGGCUUCCCAGUGUGCCAAUGCCGGGCAAGAUGCUUCCCCCACUGCAGGUCCUGAGGCUGUCCGUGACACUGGGAUCCACUCAGAAGAGAUGCUGCAACCCUACCCUUCUGCUCCCAGUUCUGGCCCUACCGUCACACAUCUGAUGCCCCCAGUGAAGAAAAGCCAACAGCAGCAAAGCCUGAUGGAGAGCAUGCAGCCCGGGAAGCCCAGUGACUGGGAGCUGGAGGGCAGGAAGCACGAGCGGCCCGAGAGCCUCCUGGCGCCCACGCAGUUCUGCGCGGCCGAGCAGGACGUGAAGGCGUUGGCCGGGCCCCUGCAGGCCAUCCCGGAGAUGGACUUCGACCCCUCUCCGGCCGAACCGCUGGGCAACGUGGAGCGCUCCCUGCGUGCCCCGGCCGAGCUCCUGCCCGAUGCCCGCGGCUUCGUGCCGGCGGCCUACGAGGAGUUCGAGUACGGCGGCGAGAUCUUCGCGCUGCCUGCGCCCUACGACGAGGAGCCGUUCCAGGCCCCGGCCCUCUUCGAGAACUGCUCGCCCGCCUCCUCCGAGUCCAGCCUGGACAUCUGCUUCCUGCGGCCCGUCAGCUUCGCCAUGGAGGCUGAGCGGCCGGAGCACCCGCUGCAGCCGCUACCCAAGAGCGCCACGUCGCCCGCGGGCAGCAGCGGCGCCUACAAGCUGGAGGCGGCCGCGGCGCAGGCGCAGGCGCACGGCAAGGCCAAGCCGCUGAGCCGCUCGCUCAAGGAGUUCCCGCGUGCGCCGCCCGCCGACGGCGUGGCCCCGCGCCUCUACAGCACGCGCAGCAGUAGCGGCGGCCGCGCGCCCAUCAAGGCCAAGCGCGCUGCACAGCCGCACGGCCCGGCCGCUGCAGCUGUUGCCGCCCGCGGCGCGCCCCGGACUUUCCCCCCCCAACAGAGGUCCCAAAGCGAAAAACAGACCUAUUUGGAAGUAAGGAGGGAGAUGCAUUUAGAAGAUACUACCAGAUUCUGUCCCAAAGAAGAAAGAGAAAGUGAACAAACAUCUUUCAGCGAUCAAAAUCCCAGGCAAGACCAGAAAGGGGGCUUUCGCAGCUCCUUCCGCAAGCUCUUUAAAAAGAAAUUUUAGGUCCAGUGGAUCAGAAUACAGGGAAAAAACUAAUGAGAAUCUCUCAAUGGAUCCUUCACCCACCAAACAAGAUUUCUUCAGAAACCGACUUGCUCUUGCAAAUGACCUUGACCAAGGAACAGCUGUGUAAAACAUACUUAAAGUUGUAUUGUCAAGUGGUAAGAUGAGGAUAAAAAGCUUGUAUAUAUCUGUGUAGGAAUAUAUAUAUAUACACACACAUAUAUAUAUAUAUAUCGAUGUAUAAAUCCCUGAGGAAAACUAAUAUAAAUACAUAUGAAACUAAAUCAACAUACAAGACAUUGAAGAGAUGAAGAUUAGUUUCUGGUUAAGAUCUGGCUUUUUGAACCUCACCACUGGGGAAAAGGGAAAUGAAGACUUUUCACAUCAUUACAGAAAAACACAAUAAAUUUGAAGGAAAAUAAACGUUUGUAAGAAUGAAAAAAAAAAAAAAAAA
Messenger RNA from Callithrix jacchus (white-tufted-ear marmoset), 3241 nucleotides. The record is from RefSeq and is a predicted model, not a curated record. Lineage: Eukaryota; Metazoa; Chordata; Mammalia; Primates; Cebidae.